Molecule: messenger RNA, 1086 nt
Organism: Adineta ricciae
Lineage: Eukaryota; Metazoa; Rotifera; Eurotatoria; Adinetida; Adinetidae
Source: the annotation of a GenBank genome assembly
AUGCUCUGUCCAUCGAAUAAAUUUGCUCUUCAAUUGAAUAAAUACUACAUGGAAAAAGUUAUUUCGCGAAAAAAUUUCAUUUACAAAACUGUCAAAGAAGUUUCGAAAGUUGUUUCCGAUGUUUUGCAUGAAGUUGAAUCACAAGAGCCAAGAUUUAUAUCGUCACUCAAUGAAGUCAACGGACGCUUUGAAGGUUUAACUGUUGUUUCACAAACGGAAUUUGAAGUAGUCUUGUACUUGAAUCAAAUGGGCGUUUUUAAUUUCGUGGAUGAUGGUUCGAUACCCGGCUGUGCAGUUCUAAAAUUGUCCGAUGGUCGCAAGCGUUCCAUGUCGCUCUGGGUGGAAUUCAUAACUGCCAGUGGUUACCUAUCGGCCCGAAAGAUUCGUUCACGUUUCCAAGCACUCGUCGCUCAAGCUUGUGAAAAGUCUGCAUGUCGAGAUCAAGUACAAUUAUUAGUGGAAACAUCGGAGGUUCGUCUUCGCAUUAAUGACAAGUAUAUUGUACAUAUUAUACCGGCGUUUCGUUGUGCUGGCCUGUGGCCGCGCUCAGCGUCACAUUGGCCGUUUUCUUCGACGCAAUUUUCGAAUUGGCCAAAUCCCAACCAGAUUAACGAUGUGAAAAAUGAAGGAUUUAAUAUUUUAUCUAAGGAAUCGAUCUAUAUGAGAGAUAAACAGGUCAGUUCCGAAGGUGAUGCAUGGGCUAUGUCAUUUACCGAAGCCGAAGAUCGACUUCUACAAAAUGGAACACGUCGAAAGUGUCUAUCGAUAUUAAAAACCUUACGUGAUCGCAAUUUUGAUCUAGUUCCAAUUACGAACUACGUUCUCAAGACUUUAAUUUUAUACGAAUGUGAAAAGCAUCCCAAUGAACAUGAAUGGAGCGAUGAAAUCACUCUAGGCGAUCGUCUCAAUGGAAUUCUCUUGCAAUUAAUAUCAUGUUUACAAUGCCGAAAAUGUCCGCAUUACUUCCUACCCAACGUUGAUUUAUUCAAAGGCAAAUCUCUUCAAGCUUUAGAUAAUGCGGCUAAACAAUGUUGGCGUCUAACACGUGAAAUGCUCAUCAAUAGUCAUUGUCUUGAUAAAUUGUAG